Messenger RNA from Prorocentrum cordatum, 508 nucleotides. The record is from the annotation of a GenBank genome assembly. NCBI's taxonomy places the organism in Eukaryota, Dinophyceae, Prorocentrales, Prorocentraceae.
CUUCCUUCUUCUCCUGGUCGUCGUCGUCGUCAUUCCACGUAGUCGUCGCCGUCAAUGUCGUCGUCGUCGUCCUCGCUGGCGCAAGGCCGGACAUCUGGGACCGAGGAUGUCGCAAGGGUCCUGCAGAGCGAACGCGAGUACUGGAGCAGGAAGUGCCUCCAGCAGGUCGGCGGCGAGGUGGAGAAGGCCAUGCAGAUGAAGGCGGGGGCGCUGGAGAGCAGCGUCGUGGAGAAGGCGAAAGAGUCCUUGAUGCCAUUCAUCGACGAGGCCGUCGCCGGGCUGCAGGGCCGCAUCUUGAGGAGCCUGCACCAGGAGCUGGAGGUGCAGCGCGCGGAGUGGGAGGCGCAGAGGGCCCGCCAGGCCCAGGUCGAGGCGGCGGCGCUGGCCGCGCAGGUGGAGGCGCGCUGCGCCGCGCAGCUGGACGCCCUGCGGGCCACCGUCGGCGAGCUGCGCAGCGAGCUCCGGGAGCAGCGCCGGCAGAUCUGCGCGCUGGCCGCGGGGCCGGAGC